This is a messenger RNA of Hordeum vulgare subsp. vulgare (domesticated barley), 988 nucleotides long. RefSeq names its product F-box protein PP2-B10-like. NCBI's taxonomy places the organism in Eukaryota, Viridiplantae, Streptophyta, Magnoliopsida, Poales, Poaceae. The record is from RefSeq and is a predicted model, not a curated record. The transcript has 2 exons. Gene Ontology annotation, molecular function: protein binding. Bases 64 to 933 code for a protein of 289 amino acids.
CAAUUUUCGUCUCCGGAUAAGCAGCGAAACCCACAUCUGCUGCAGAAACCAAGAAGCUAUAUCAUGGACACCGCUAGCACGGCGACGGCGGAGGAGGAGGUCACCCGUUUAGAAGACCUCCCGGAGAGCUGCCUGGCACACGUGCUGGCGCUCACCUCCCCGCGCGAUGCUUGUCGCUGCGCCACCGUGUCCCCGUCCUUCCGCGAGGCCGCCGAGUCCGACGCCGUCUGGGAUCGCUUCCUCCCGCCCGACUACCGUGCCAUCCUCCUGCGCUGCUGCUCCGGCCGAACGCCGCCGCUGUCGUCCAAGAAGGAUGCCUACCUCUGGCUUUCUAACGGCGCCGUUCGGGUCGACGAGGGCGACACGGCGGUGUGGUUGGCGAAGGAAAGCGGCGCCAAGUGCGUGGCGCUGUCGGCGAGGAAGCUGAGCCUGCCGUGGGACGACGGCGAGUUCAGCUGGAGAUGGACGCCUCACCCUCGCUCCAGGUUCGCGGAGGUGGCCCAACUGGUGCACUGCACCGGCCUGGAGAUCUACGGCCGGCUGCCGGCCGCUGCGCUGACACCAAGGACGGACUACGCCGCGUACUUGGUAUUUGACGUGGCGGACGAAGGCCACCGCGGCUUGAGCUUUCCGGACCAGGAGACCACAGUGGCAGUCGGAGGUCGUGCGGCGUCGCGCCACGCCGUGUGCCUUCGCCCCGACGACGAUGAGGCGUGCAAGUUCAGAGGCGUGGCCCGUGCAGACGGCCAUGACGGGGUGAGGCGGCCGGCACGACGCGAAGACCGGUGGGCGGAAAUGGAGAUGGGACGGCUACGUAUCGAUGAAGCCAUGGCCCUGGAGAAGGAGGAGGAGGUGAUGGUGAGCUUCGAGGUGUUGGAGUGGUACCCCAAGCGCGGCCUUAUUAUUGAGGCCGUCGAAUUUAGGCCAGUUUGAUUUUACGUGUACUUACCAAAUGGAUUAUAUACCUCAAAAAGCGAUCGAUACGUUA